AAUCAUACGCGACUGAGCACGGUAGGCCCUUUCGUCUCCACCCAUCCGUCCACCGGCUACGGCGGUUCUGUCUCCUCAAUCGAAUCAAUCCUGGUUUGAGUUGCAAUGACUAAAGUCAAGAAGGUGCCAGAAAGAUCCGGAUCGAGGCAUCGUAGGGCAAGCCCAUAUUCUUUGCGGUCAUUUCAUUCGAAGAUUAUGAAGGAUACCCGUCACAAGAAACAACGAAAGGCAUCUGUUAAGGAUUGGCAAGAUGCAAAAUGUUCAGUUUGUAUGGAGUAUCCUCACAACGCCGUUCUCCUGCUGUGUUCCUCGUAUCACAAAGGCUGCCGCCCAUAUAUGUGUGCAACUAGUUAUCGGUAUUCCAAUUGUUUAGACCAGUACCAGAAAGCCUACACCAAAGUGGACUCGACCCAAAGUGCACCGCCAUGGGAAGGGUCAACCGAUGACCCAAACUUUAGUUUAGGGUCAGAUGGGGCCUCAGAGAAAUCUCGAGCACCUGAGCUUCUAUGCCCGCUUUGCCGUGGUCAAGUAAAAGGGUGGACUGUGGUGGAACGCGCACGCAAGUUCCUCAAUUCCAAAAAGAGGAGCUGCAUGCAAGACAACUGCUCGUUUGUUGGAUCAUAUGGAGAUCUAAGGAAGCAUGUACGAGCUGAUCACCCGUUGGCCCGCCCCCGAGAAGUGGACCCAUCGCUUGCCGAGAAAUGGAAGAAACUUGAAAACGAUCGAGAACUAAACGACGUGAUGAGCACGAUUAACUCGACGAUGCCGGGGUCGAUCAUAAUGGGGGAUUAUGUGAUCGAAGGGAAUUUCCGGGGCUUUUCUAGAGAUGAUAAUGUGGAUAAUUAUUUGGACAGUGUUCUUUUGCGGUUAGGAUCAUAUGAUGGGAGAAGAAAUGCACGUAGCGGUUAUGCAAUCGUUGAGAGGGGUCGUCGAUCAUUGGAUGAUGAUGAAGAUGAUGGUGAUGGCGAGAUUGAGGUGCGCCUUGGCGAUGCUGCAUCGGCAUCUGGACGUGUUCGUAACUACAUUCCUCGCAUCGGCCGCCGCCAAGGCAGGCUGUUUUUGAGUGGUGGCUCAAGGCGGCGCCGGGAUGCACAUGGUGGUGUGUCACCAGCAGGUAUCAUAUUCUAGUCAGGUCUUGGGUCUUAUUCUAUCAAAACCAAUGCCAUGGUUUUCUUGUCUUUGUGAGUUAUGGUUUUCAGAUAUGUCAUUUUGUUCAUGGGAUUUAUUUAGUCAUUUUAGACAUUAAACCCAAUAAUAAAUGAAAUGAGCCCUCUGCACAGCCAGCCUUUGAAUUUA
Messenger RNA from Cynara cardunculus var. scolymus (artichoke), 1296 nucleotides. RefSeq lists its product as uncharacterized. The coding region runs from base 106 to 1128 and encodes 340 amino acids. NCBI's taxonomy places the organism in Eukaryota, Viridiplantae, Streptophyta, Magnoliopsida, Asterales, Asteraceae. The record is from RefSeq and is a predicted model, not a curated record. The transcript has 2 exons.